AUGUGGAGAACUGGUUUUAGCAGAUCGUCACAAGCGUGGCGGCGCGCGUGCACGCAGUACGGACGGCGGUGGCAGUCGUCGAAGGCCUGGGGCAGUGGCGCAAGCCACCGAUUCGCGCAGCGCAACAGCCGAAUGGCACGCGUGAGUGUGUUGGCCGCGGGCAUGGCCGCGGUAGCGGGUGCCGGGGCGGCGUCGUGGAACGCGUCUGUGCAGAACGACGAGUUUUCAUCGACUACACGGCUAGACGAGUUGCAGUCUCCGCAAUACUGCCACGACGCGGACAAGUUCGCAGAGGCCGUGGAGAAGCUGAAGAAGCUUUUGAACAACGACGAGGAGUGCUUCUCGGUGUCAAAGAGCGACCUAGAUGCCCACUCGGACACGUACUUCAACACGCACCACGCGACCCCGGAGCAACGGCCCCGGAUCGUGCUGUACCCUCACAACACAGAGGAGGUGUCGGAGGUGCUGAAGAUCUGCCACGAGUACGCGAUCCCCGUGGUGCCAUUCUCGGGCGGGACGUCGCUUGAGGGCCACUUUCUGCCCACGCGGAUCGGGUGCACGGUGACGUUGGACCUGUCGAAGUACAUGAACAAAAUCAAAAAGCUGAACAAGACGGACCUGGACGUGGAGGUGCAGGCCGGCGUGCCCUGGGAAGACCUGAACGACUUCCUGAACGAGAAAGGUCUGCUCUUCGGGUGCGACCCGGGCCCCGGGGCGCAGAUCGGCGGGUGCGUGGCCAACUCGUGCUCGGGCACCAAGGCGUACCGGUACGGGACUAUGAAGGAAAACGUGGUGAACUUGACCGCGGUGCUCGCGGACGGGACCGUGAUCAAGACCAAGCGGCGCCCACGCAAGUCCUCCGCCGGGUACAACCUGAACGGUCUGCUGAUCGGGUCUGAGGGCACGCUGGCGGUGGUGACGGAGGCGACAAUCAAGUGCCACGUCCGUCCUGCGUUCGAGAACGUGGCCGUGGGGUCGUUCCCUACCAUCGCGGACGCUGCCGCGUGCACGUCGCGCAUCAUCCAGGAAGGCAUCCAGCUAAACGCGAUGGAGUUGCUGGACGACAACAUGAUGCGCAUCGUGAACAAGAGCGGCGCGACGUACAAGACUGACUGGAUCGAGGCACCUACGCUGUUCUUCAAGGUGGGUGGUCGCAACAAGAAGAUCAUCGCCGAGCUGAUCCACGAGGUGGACCGCAUCGCGCAGCACCACGGAUGUCACAAGUUCGAGUUCGCGAAGGACGACGACGAGCGCCUCGAGCUGUGGGAGGCGCGUAAGGUCGCGCUGUGGUCCGUGAUCAACGAUGGCAAGUCCCGCGACCCGGACGUCAACGUGUGGACCACCGACGUGGCCGUGCCGCUGUCGCAGUUCGCCAACGUCAUUGGCGCGACCAAGAAGGACAUGGACGCGAGCGGCCUGCAGAACGCGAUCGUGGGCCACGCGGGCGACGGUAACUUCCACACCUUCCUGCUGUACAACGACAAGGAGCGCGAGAAGGCUGGCCGCCUCGUGGACAGCAUGGUGAAGCGCGCCAUCGACGCGGAGGGCACCUGCACGGGCGAGCACGGCGUGGGCAUGGGCAAGCGUGGCUACCUGCUGGAGGAGCUGGGCGACGCGCCAGUCGACUUCAUGCGCCGCCUGAAGCUGGCCGCAGACCCCAAGCGCAUCCUGAACCCGGACAAGAUAUUCAAGAUCGACCCGGAGGACAAGGAGGGCCACUAG
Messenger RNA from Lachancea thermotolerans CBS 6340, 1722 nucleotides. It is a transcript of the gene DLD1, whose product is annotated as D-lactate dehydrogenase. Bases 1 to 1722 code for a protein of 573 amino acids. Gene Ontology annotation, molecular function: FAD binding; D-lactate dehydrogenase (cytochrome) activity; D-lactate dehydrogenase (NAD+) activity. Gene Ontology annotation, biological process: lactate catabolic process. Lineage: Eukaryota; Fungi; Ascomycota; Saccharomycetes; Saccharomycetales; Saccharomycetaceae. The record is from RefSeq and is a predicted model, not a curated record. The transcript has a single exon. Gene Ontology annotation, cellular component: mitochondrion.